AAGUUUCCUGCCAGCAGUUUAGAGAUUGGGGUGUUUCCUGACUGACGCACAUCUCCUCACACUUCUAUAAUUUUACUCUCUCAACUGAAUGUGAAAGAUUUUAGAUGGAGAUGACUGAUAAUUCUAUUUAUUCCGUAUUAGAGUUUUCUACCACACCCCAGGCCCAGAAUGACUCCAGACCACAGCAAAAAGCUUCUUCCAGGUCCCCUCUCUCUUGCCAUGUGGCAGUAGCUUUGGGGCUUCUGAGUGCCAUUCUAGCAAGUUUGCUGCUAUCCCAAUGGAUUCUGUGCCAGGGUUCCAAGCCCUCCACUUGUGCCAGCUGUCCUAGCUGCCCAGACCUCUGGAUGAAGUAUGGUGACCAUUGUUACUACUUCUCAGUGGAGAAAAAGGACUGGAAUUCCAGUCUGGAGCUCUGCUUAUCCAGAGACUCACAUCUCCUUACGUUUACAGACAACCAGGAAAUGAGCCUGUUCAAAAGUUUCCUCGAUGAGGAUUUUUACUGGAUUGGUUUGAGGAACAGUUCUGGCUGGAGGUGGGAAGAUGGAUCAGCUCUAAACUUCUCAAAGAUUCUUUCAAACAGCCCGGUACAGAAUUGUGGUACCAUCGGCAAAAAUGGUCUCCAAGCCUCUAGCUGUGAAGUUCUUUUACAAUGCAUCUGUAAGAAGAUCAGACUUUGACGGAUGGUCAGAUCUGUCAUAUGGCUCCCUAUAAAGGGGCAGCUGGCCUCUGGGUGUUGGAAUAGCCAUGAGCAUAUGUAUAGUGAAUGCUGAACCUUCUAGGAUAUGGCAUUGGAUGUAAGAUUAACACAGCUUCCCCAGGGUUGAUGGUUUAUUGCUGGACUCUCUUGGGAGUGUUUAGAUAUUAUCUUAACGGUUUAAAGACCAGAUCUAGGCAAAUUUGUAACGUAGAUAAAGCUUGUUUUUGGAAUUUCUCCCUCUAGUGACUAAUGCUACUUCCUUCAUCCCCGCCCCCACCAUCUCCGUCAAAAAUGUACCUUUUCGAUGUAAUAUUCUCAGCUGAUCUAAUGAAAUCUGUGCAAAUAUAUACUAUUGCUAAUGUACUAGAGGGUUUUUAUGUGCAUUAAUGGUUUGACAUGUUAUUUUCUCUGAUAAUAUAUUUUUAUCCUCACAGUUGCCCUUUGCAGAUAAAACCUUAUUCUAAAGAAUAAUGUGAAUGGUGAGAAAAUAGCUGCAGAAAGUGGAUGAGAGCAGGGUGGUGCUUUCUGCUUCUCAGCUCUUCACACUUACUAGAGACCUAGCCUAGACUGAAUUUAGUUUUUCUGAAUAUGCAUAGAUGUGGUGGAAUAAAACAAUGUGUGACUAUAUUUUUUCCAUGUUGUGAAUGUGUGAUUUGCAUGUUGGUUUUACAACAGUGGUCUAUUUGAUAAGGCGUUUUUAUAGAGGAAAAUUUACAGAAGCAGUUUAUGUGGUUGAUCCUCAAAUUAUUUUAGGCACGAAUGCCUCAAAAAUGAGAAAAACGUUAUUAUUUCUCUUUAGUAGGGUUUGGACAUAGAUAAAGAGGGAAGAUGCUGUUUAAACAUGUAGGAGGGAGUAAUGAAGGGGACCAUAAUUCUGUACAGUUGAUGACACUGAAUUGUAAUCUGUUUACUUGUCUUUCUCUUUUGUAGUUUUUUAGGACAUGGACUGUCCUAUCCACCAUUGUAUCUCAGACACCUAAAAUAGUGCUUGUAUCAGUGAAUAUUAAAUAAAUAAAUGGAUUA
This is a messenger RNA of Diceros bicornis minor, 1720 nucleotides long. It is a transcript of the gene KLRG1, whose product is annotated as killer cell lectin like receptor G1. Bases 105 to 677 code for a protein of 190 amino acids. The record is from RefSeq and is a predicted model, not a curated record. The transcript has 5 exons. Lineage: Eukaryota; Metazoa; Chordata; Mammalia; Perissodactyla; Rhinocerotidae.